AUGGGGGCCAAGAUCACUGGCGGCAAAAAGGGAAAACCUCGCGGGAUCCGUAGGGACAGGGACUGCCAGAGCUGCAAGACUCGAAACAUCAAAUGCGAUUUGAACAGACCACGGUGUCAACCAUGUGUGCAGGCUGGGUUGCCGUGUGGCGGUUAUCCUCAGCGGGUAGUCUGGGCUACAGACACUAAUUUCGGGCAGAGACGGCCGCGCGAAAAGGUCGCAACGCCGGCGUUGUCGCAAGAAUCACAUUCACCCUCAGACAGUUCUAAACCGAAUUUGAACGGCAGCAAACCGCCCACGCCAGUUGCGGCGACUUUGCAGAUGCAUGACCGUUACACGACUGUAAACCAAUACAGCUUCAUCAAGCGCCUUGCCGCGUUUUACGAGCAGAUCAAAGACGUCAAUAAUCACUCGAGUGGGGGAUAUUUACCGCCGGAAGCUAUAGAAAUGAAAGGACAGGUCGCAUCAAACGACUCCACGGCGGAGAGGCAGUCUAUGGAUGCUGUGCAAUAUCAUGUUGACGCGCUAAUGAGGUUGACUGAAGCCAUCGACCAGGCACACCCAAUUGCGCUAUUUGGCAUAGCGACAUUUGCAUUCUUCGAGGUCUGCGACGGUUCAUUUGGAGAAUGGCAAUGCCAUUUGAAUGGGGCACGGUCACUGCUCGAUUUUCACUGCCAUAACAAGGCAGAUCUUGAUCGGUUGUCGGUUGAACUUGCUGGAUUAAACGAAAUCGUUGCGCAUCUAGUGUGGUUCGACACAAUAGGCGCCAUCAUUCGGGGUAGUAAUGGACUGAUUUUCGACGACUGGCAUCGCGAGACCUUGACCGAAGAAUUCUUUGCUAAUGUCGGGUGUCCCGUUGACACUUUUCAUUUGUUUGUGACCCUCGCCAAGGCAGGCAAUCACAUCAACACCUUGGAUCUCAGUUUUGAAGCGCUUGAUCAACUCCUGCUGCGAGCUGAACCUGGGUCCGGCAACUCGGCCCUUGUCGAAAACGCAUGGCGAUGCACGGCCGCCAUUGCCAUCAUCAGUCGGAUUGGCGACGCGGGGUCGUUGUCGCGCCGCAAAGCGCUCUCGACUGCAGUCGACCAGGCCUGCAGAGUGAUUGCUGUCAUGUCACCCACUUCAGGGAUCUAUAUUCACCUGGCAGCCACGGCUUAUCUGGCUGGCAUACAUGCCACCCACCCUAGACAAUGCGAGAUUGUGCGAACCUAUUGGCGCAAUUGUCGUGCUUCUGAUUUCCCACGAUACCCAGACGGACAAGCCAAGUGUGAAGCGAAAUGGCAAGCAGAGGGUCUGGCAUGA
Molecule: messenger RNA, 1302 nt
Organism: Talaromyces stipitatus ATCC 10500
Lineage: Eukaryota; Fungi; Ascomycota; Eurotiomycetes; Eurotiales; Trichocomaceae
Exons: 2
Coding region: 1-1302 (433 amino acids)
Biological process (GO): positive regulation of transcription by RNA polymerase II
Cellular component (GO): nucleus
Molecular function (GO): zinc ion binding; DNA-binding transcription factor activity, RNA polymerase II-specific; transcription cis-regulatory region binding
Source: RefSeq, a predicted model, not a curated record